CACUCCACCACCGCCGAAUUCCCCGCAGACCAGUAGAGGAGAGAAGACUUCUAUCGUCCUCUCCUGACGAAACCAUGCCGCCAUGCUCCGGAAUUAUGUUGCGAUCCGGUUCGGCGGGCUACAGUUACUGAACGCAAGCUACGGCUCUUCAUCAACGCCGCCACCACACUACCUUUCCAUCCCGCGACAGCGCUACUACGCCAACAGCAGCACCAAUAGCACCAACAACCACUACCAGCACCACCAUCACCCCGACCUAACAUGGCCAACAACCCCAACCUUCACGCCGUACGAACUCCUCCACCUCGACCGCAGCGCACCCUACACGAAAACCAGGUACUACGAGCUCGUGAAGAUCUACCACCCGGACCGACCAAGCCAUAACCACCCGCUCAGCAAGGACCUAACCCCAGAGCUGCGCAUCCAUCGCUACCACAUCCUCGUCGCCGCGCACGAACUCCUCUCCGACCCGUCCCGCCGCGCCGCCUACGACCAGUUCGGAACAGGCUGGAACGUCCACCGCCCGCACACCGAACACACUCCCCCAGCAACAGACGAGAACAUCCCGCCAUGGGCGCGCCCCGGCUCCCGCGACUACGGCCCCAUCUUCGCCAACGCCACCUGGGAGGACUGGGAGCGCUGGCACAACCGCCACCGCGGCCGCCAGCAGCACAUGGUCGACAACCGAACUUUCGUGGUGUUUCUGGUGCUGCUGACGCUGCUGGGUGGCGCGCUGCAGGCGUCGUGGAUUAGUCGGUUGAGCGGCGGGUAUGAGGAUCGCUUGUGGGAGGUUACGGAGCAAUCGGAACAGUUUCUCAAUGCGCGGCGCGAGAAGACGGUUGCUGCGCAGAAGGAGAAUGGGGGCGGCGGGCUGGAUGAGAGGGUUGAGCGGUUCUUGAGGAGUAGGGAUCCCUCUGGGUUGGGGUUGAAGGGGGAGGAGAGGGAGGUUUAUCGGGGUGUUUUGGGGGGGAAGCAUACCGUGGAGAGGGGUGGUGCUGGUGCUGGUGCUGCACCUGUCGAACUGGAGGAAGAUGACCCGUCACGUCGCGGGUCUAAAGGUCCGAAAGAGUCAGAGAUAGACUCUUGACGUUGACUCGUUCUUGAUAGAUUGGAUUGGGGGUAUUUAUGCAUUUUGUAGAGACUCACACCGUAGUUCAGACGUUGUUUGCUCUACCGGUACAGUACAUUGAGGUUUGUUUCAGCCUUAGGCUGCGCGGGUCGGGUGCUUGCAUUGACUACCCGACCGAUGACUCGCAAUUCCGAGCAGAGCACACCCUCCCGGCCAUCUCACAGAGUAAAGACAUUCAAGACAGCAUCUCUUGUUGAUACAAAUUCGAAUCAUGACUCAAUGUAUCUAGACUCG
Aspergillus homomorphus CBS 101889 is the source of this 1363-nucleotide messenger RNA. Its product is annotated as J domain-containing protein. Bases 83 to 1087 code for a protein of 334 amino acids. The transcript has a single exon. The record is from RefSeq and is a predicted model, not a curated record. NCBI's taxonomy places the organism in Eukaryota, Fungi, Ascomycota, Eurotiomycetes, Eurotiales, Aspergillaceae.